Acanthoscelides obtectus is the source of this 216-nucleotide messenger RNA. The record is from the annotation of a GenBank genome assembly. NCBI's taxonomy places the organism in Eukaryota, Metazoa, Arthropoda, Insecta, Coleoptera, Chrysomelidae.
AUGGUACGUACGUACAAAAAGAAAAGUUCCAGAGGCAGUUGGUCUAAAGAAAGCAUGAAACAAGCAAUUGAUGCAGUUUUGAGCAAAACAAUAGGCUACAGAAAAGGAUUUCAACUCUACGGUGUUCCACAAACUACAUUGGAGCGUUAUGUCGUCAAAACACUCCAGGUAACUUUAAACCCGUAUUUUCCAAAAAAGAAGAAGAUGAGCUUGUGA